AUGUCAAUGAAAGAAUUGCAACACCAAUUGAAAUUAUCAUUCAAAGAGAUUGAUGAAGCAACCAUCAACUUCAAAACGUGCAUUGGAAAGGGUGGAUAUGGCUGGGUGUACAAAGGAACACUCUGCCACGAUGGUAAAUACACCACAGUAGCUGUAAAGAGAUUAAAUGAGAAUCUAGGACAAGGGUUAAAGGAGUUUUUGACUGAGAUUCAAUUACUCUCUGGUCAGCACCAUCCAAACCUCAUCUCUCUUAUCGGUUACUGUGACGAGGGGAAGGAGAAGAUUUUGGUUUAUGAAUUCGCAGAGCGUGGAAGUUUAGAUCGUUAUAUAAGGCCCGGAAGUAGUAAAACUACUCUUACAUGGCUGGAAAGACUCAAAGUUUGUAUUGGGGCAGCUCGAGGAUUAGAUCACCUCCACAAUCAUGUUGGAGAGCAUCAAACAAUAAUCCAUCGCGAUAUAAAAAGUGCAAAUAUUUUGUUAGAUGAGAAUUGGGUUGCUAAAAUUUCGGACCUUGGAUUGUCCAAGUUAAGCUUGGCAGGUUUCGAUAGAAGUGCUGUCAUUUCUCACGCUUGUGGCACCCCUGGCUACUGUGAACCAGAAUACAUAAUUAGUGGCGUGGUGAAGACAGAAUCUGAUGUAUAUUCUUUCGGCAUGGUACUAUUCGAAGUUAUGUGUGGAAGGCUAUGCAAUGUUAAAGAAGAUGAUGGCUUUUUGCUAUCGGCUUCCACGGCUAAAGAAUCAUAUGAAAAGAGGAAAUUGGAUGAAAUUAUUCAUUUUAGUUUAAGGAAACAAAUGAGCUUAGACUCCAUGGAAAAAUUUUCAACAAUAGCCUAUAGAUGUUUGCACGAUUCUCGAGACCGACGACCUUCUAUGAAUGUUGUCAGAAAACAGCUUGAAAGAUCACUCAAAAUCCAGGUAAUUUCCUAUGCUAGGCUAGCUAGCUACACAUGA
Molecule: messenger RNA, 951 nt
Organism: Erigeron canadensis
Lineage: Eukaryota; Viridiplantae; Streptophyta; Magnoliopsida; Asterales; Asteraceae
Product: probable receptor-like protein kinase At5g38990
Exons: 1
Coding region: 1-951 (316 amino acids)
Biological process (GO): protein autophosphorylation
Cellular component (GO): plasmodesma; plasma membrane
Molecular function (GO): ATP binding; transmembrane receptor protein tyrosine kinase activity
Source: RefSeq, a predicted model, not a curated record